Molecule: messenger RNA, 405 nt
Organism: Aphanomyces astaci
Lineage: Eukaryota; Oomycota; Saprolegniomycetes; Saprolegniales; Verrucalvaceae
Exons: 2
Coding region: 1-405 (134 amino acids)
Source: RefSeq, a predicted model, not a curated record
AUGUCCGAGAAGGAUCCUGAGGUGUGUGUGCAACCACUCAGGACCAAGAUUGGAAGACGAGAAGGCACCUAUGACGAAGUCGGAGCAAGCCAAGACAAAGACAACGUCGCUAACAGCAGCCCCGAAGAAAGCCACACCAACAGAAUAGCAGGACGCGCCACUGCCUUCGAAGAGGCCCCCGAGACCGAAGCAGUCCCACCCGACAGAAGCAAGGAAAACGAAAUCCACGCGAAAAAAUCCGCCAGAGCAGAGGAUGUGUCGAAGGUACCGGCACAACUGCCUCCUUACCGAGACAACACGUACUCCUUGCCGGACUUGAUACUCCGAAAAGAACAAAGUCGAGACGACUUUAUCGUGGUCAUGAAAGCCUGGAAACGAAGGCACUCCCACUGGAUUCCUGGCUGA